Molecule: messenger RNA, 879 nt
Organism: Meloidogyne enterolobii
Lineage: Eukaryota; Metazoa; Nematoda; Chromadorea; Rhabditida; Meloidogynidae
Source: the annotation of a GenBank genome assembly
AUGGUUUAUUCCAUCUUUCAAAUGAAUCCCUCAAUCCCAAUAAACACAACAGGCAUUGAACAAUUAAAAUUAAAAUCCUUCGAUUCAGCAAAUCAGAAACAACAAAUAACUGAUGAUAUAAUCGCUGGAGGGACGUUAAUAAUCAUUUCUUUCUUAGGGAUGGCUUUACAUGCUGUUGAAAUGCUUACAAUGUUUAAAACUUUGAAAAAAGUUAUUGGAUUUAGAUUUUUUCUUGUUCUUUCUGUUUUUGAUUUGUGCUUACUUUUAAUUUUUGGAAUAUUCCCCGGUUGGAUUAUUUUAAGUAAGCAACCAGGGUUUCUAACUGAAUGGAGUCAUUAUCUUCAUGCCUGGGCCGAUGCUUGUUGGUUUAGUAUGUGUUACAUGAACGUUGUUAUUGCAGUAACUCGUUUUGCAUGUGUAGUCUUUCCUUUACAUUUUCGACGAUUAAGUCGUCAAUCAACGUGUUGGUUAAUUUGUGGGGGUGCUGUGGGAGUAGCAACCCUUCAAAGUUGGAUAAUGAAUAGUGCACCUUGGUUUGUUGUGCUUUGGUAUCAAGCAGAUGUUUAUGGAAUGACUUGCGAUUGGGUUGCUUAUGCAGAAAGUGGAACUCGAACAGUUUAUUUAAGCAUAAAUUUGGGAUUUGUAGCUGCUUACCUACUAAUUUAUAUUUCAACUGCAGCUACUAUCUUUUGCAAAAGAAAUGUAAAAAUUUAAAAACUAGAGAGAAAUAUAAAAUUCUUACAAAAUUUCAUCAAUUAACAAAAUUAUCCUCGCCAUAAUCUCAACCCACUCACACCAAAAACUGACAAAAUAAAAAAUUUUUUCCUAUUUUCCGGCCCGGAACGGGAAAAUUGUAAGAGAUUCAAGUUAACAAAAGCU